Uranotaenia lowii is the source of this 516-nucleotide messenger RNA. RefSeq lists its product as uncharacterized. The record is from RefSeq and is a predicted model, not a curated record. NCBI's taxonomy places the organism in Eukaryota, Metazoa, Arthropoda, Insecta, Diptera, Culicidae. The transcript has a single exon. The annotation marks the transcript as partial.
UCCGCAGAGAUUCAAGUAAAAAAUAAUGCCUGUGCCAAGCUGAUGGUUAUAGCAGAGCAGGUUAAAUUUCUUCAAGAGCAGGCUCGCAAAAUUCUGGAAGAGACACAAUCAGCCCAGGACCUGCACCAUGCUGCGUGCAAUUUUAAGAAGAUUCCCGGAAACGUGUACCAUUUGUACAGGCGUGAUUCGGGCCAAUCUUAUUUCAGUAUGGUUUCUCCGGAGGAAUGGGGACCAGGCGGAAGCACUCAUGUGUAUGUGGGAAGCUUUCGGUUGGAACAUGACCAAACUUGGACCACCAUCGACCGGUUGCAGGAAGUUAACGAGAGCAUCCAGUGGGCAAGGAACUUGGUGGAAUCUUCCGAAGCUAAACGGGCCCAGCUUCUGGCUAUCAAUCGACAAAUCACUGACGAAACAAUUAAAAAAUGAGCAUGAGUUUUCUUCAGAACUCAUUACAUUAGUUUAGCAUUAAGGCUUAAGAUAGUUCAUCUUAAUAAAGGUAAACGCAAAAAGUUUAAA